GCCAGAGAAGAAGAAGAUUAGGUUGCUAACCCUUUGAACAAAAAAACUCGCUAAUGGGUUAUAAUUUCUAAUCAAUAGCUUUCAGUUACAAAUGAUAUUAAUAACGCAUUUUUUAUCCGGUUAUUUUAGUGAAACUCUGUAGAUUGGAAUGGUGAUGUAGGAGUGUGCUGGAUUGUAUUAGUCGGGACGUUUUAGCGUUAGCAGCUAGCUAACGCGGGCUAGCUGUCUGUAUCGUGUUAUAUUGAUAAAUAAGCCAACUUUGUUUUGUUUAGUUGAUACAGUAUUUCCCUUUUUUUAAUAACCACAAAGAGCUUCAGAGGAUGCUGGCUACGGGUGCAGCUGUCACUAAUGUCACAGCUCUGGCCCAGGUAGACCGAGAGAAGAUCUAUCAGUGGAUCAAUGAGUUGUCCAGUCCUGAGACCAGAGAGAAUGCUUUGCUCGAGCUCAGCAAGAAACGCGAGUCUGUGCCGGACUUGGCCCCCAUGCUGUGGCACUCCUGUGGCACCAUCGCCGCCCUGCUGCAGGAGAUAGUGAACAUCUACCCCUCCAUAAACCCACCAACACUUACAGCUCACCAGUCUAACAGAGUGUGCAAUGCUCUGGCUCUGCUGCAGUGUGUCGCCUCUCACCCAGAGACAAGGUCGGCCUUUCUUGCCGCUCACAUCCCUCUCUUCCUUUACCCUUUCCUGCACACUGUGAGCAAAACACGGCCGUUUGAGUACCUGAGACUCACCAGCCUCGGAGUCAUAGGUAACCUCUUCUACUUCUAUUUCAUGAUUCAGGGUUAUUUUUUGACAAUUCUUGUGUGUUUAUCAUUGAUUGAUUGUGUUUUUGUGUUUGCUGCAGGUGCUUUGGUGAAAACAGACGAGCAAGAAGUGAUUAACUUCCUCCUCACCACUGAAAUCAUCCCACUGUGUCUCCGUAUUAUGGAAUCAGGGAGUGAACUCUCCAAGACGGUUGCAACCUUCAUACUGCAGAAGAUCCUGCUGGACGACACGGGGCUGGCUUACAUUUGUCAGACAUAUGAACGUUUCUCUCACGUGGCCAUGAUCCUCGGGAAAAUGGUGCUGCAGCUCUCUAAAGAACCAUCAGCUCGUCUGCUCAAACACGUCGUUCGCUGUUACCUUCGCCUCUCAGAUAAUCUCAGAGCCAGAGAAGCCCUGCGUCAGUGUCUGCCAGACCAGCUGAAGGAUAGCACCUUCGCUCAGGUGCUGAAGGACGACACCACCACCAAGCGCUGGCUGGCUCAGCUGGUGAAGAACCUGCAGGAGGGUCAGGUGACCGACGCUCGAGGAAUCCCCCUGGCUCCGCAGUGAGAACAAAUAUGCGCUGGCAGUGGACACGAAUGGACUCCCAUCACUGUCUAGAUUUUUGUAUUUUUGCCAAAUGUGGUGCUAAGACUGUCUGCACAGUGAAGGACUUGAAAAUAGAAGAAAAUAUUUUUGCUUUUUUGGCUAAAAGGAUUUCUUUCCAUCACUUUUUUUCUCUCUUUCCUUCCACACUGGUUACUCUCAUAGUAUCAACUUGUGUUAUUUUCUUUUUUAGAGCCCGACAGAUUUUUGAAGCCAGCACUGAUAUUUGAAGAAUUUAAAUCCAAUAAUGAUUGUAUUGGCUGUUAUUUACUUUAAAAAUGUAGUUUGGCAAAAUCCCUCAAAUUUAAAGAGUCGUCUGUUUUUACAGCUGAACAAUAAACUUCAAUAUCAAAUGUGACAAAUAGUGAAUAUUGCAUUUAGGCAACACUGCUGAAAAUGGACUUAAACAUGCAAAAUGGCCAAAUGUACAAUUUACUGCACUGCAUAUCUGUCAACAUAUAGGUCAGUACUGAUGUAUCAAUGAUAAACCAGCCUUUAAAGUAUCGGUCUCAUUUUUGGGGGGUUAUUAUCACUGUAACUUUCUGUAACAUUCCUCUUCAAGCAGUUAACUGUUCAAUUUGUGUUGUUUUGUUUUGCUUCUCGCAUUUCAAAUAAGACUUUUUAAUCUUCUA
Scomber scombrus (Atlantic mackerel) is the source of this 1984-nucleotide messenger RNA. RefSeq names its product CCR4-NOT transcription complex subunit 9-like. Gene Ontology annotation, cellular component: CCR4-NOT complex; P-body; CCR4-NOT core complex. Lineage: Eukaryota; Metazoa; Chordata; Actinopteri; Scombriformes; Scombridae. Gene Ontology annotation, biological process: mRNA catabolic process; negative regulation of translation. The transcript is spliced from 7 exons. The record is from RefSeq and is a predicted model, not a curated record. Bases 321 to 1316 code for a protein of 331 amino acids.